This is a messenger RNA of Amborella trichopoda, 869 nucleotides long. Its product is annotated as large ribosomal subunit protein eL21z/eL21y. Gene Ontology annotation, biological process: translation. Gene Ontology annotation, cellular component: ribosome. Lineage: Eukaryota; Viridiplantae; Streptophyta; Magnoliopsida; Amborellales; Amborellaceae. The record is from RefSeq and is a predicted model, not a curated record. Gene Ontology annotation, molecular function: structural constituent of ribosome.
CGUUGUAGAGCUCAGCGUGCGAAGACAACAUUUCGCGCGUGUGGCUUUUAGGGUUUCUCAGAGCGCUCACUAUAUAUUACACUGAAACCCUAGCUUUCCCAGAGAUUGUAGAGAGAGAAGCGAAGGGAAGCAGGAGAUUGUUUUAGAGAGAGAAAGAUGCCUGCUGGUCAUGGUGUUCGUUCUCGCACCAGGGAUCUCUUCGCAAGGCCUUUCAGGAAGAAGGGUUACAUUCAUCUCACUACUUAUCUUCGCACUUACAAGGUUGGAGACUAUGUCGAUGUCAAGGUUAAUGGCGCUGUUCACAAGGGAAUGCCCCAUAAGUUCUACCAUGGACGCACUGGUAAGGUCUGGAACGUCACAAAGAGAGCUAUUGGUGUUGAAGUGAACAAGCAGGUCGGAAACAGGAUAAUCAAGAAGCGGAUCCAUGUUAGAGUGGAGCAUGUGCAACCUUCACGGUGCCGUGAAGAGUUCAAGCUGAGGAGAAUCAAGAAUGAUGAGUUGAAGGCAGUAGCAAAGGAGCGUGGUGAGAAGAUAAGCACAAAGAGGCAGCCCAAGGGCCCCAAGCCCGGGUUCAUGGUGGAAGGGGCCACCAUCGAGACUGUGACUCCCAUUCCUUAUGAUGUGGUCAAUGAUCUCAAAGGUGGAUAUUGAUAGUGCCCAUUAUUCAGUUUUGGCCUCUCUCCAUCUCUUCUCCCCUUUUUUUGUUUUUUUCAUUUUUUGUAGGCCUUUAUUUUCGUAAAUUCAGGACUCUCUUGUUUUACUUUUGUCACCUGAUAAGAUUUUGGUAGCACUGGAUGCAAUAUCAUUUUUGUUUUUGAAUUUUUUUUUUCCUAUGCAAAGAUAAUGCGAAGUAACAUACGUUUCUGCAA